AUGGAUAAACUAAUAGAAAAUGCCGCCACAUGUGAGUUACGAUCUGUGAUUCGUUUUUUAAAUGCAGAGAAUAUCAAACCAGUUGAUAUUCAUCGUCAAAUUUGUGAAGUUUAUGGAGAAAAUGCGAUGAGUGAUUCAAUGGUAAGGAGAUGGGUGCGACUUUUCAAAGAAGGCCGUACAAAUGUUCACGAUGAAGAACGAACUGGGCGACCAUCUUUGAUUAGUGGCCAGAACUUCAACGAAGAUGAUGAGGUGAAAAAGGCUAUUAGCGCAUGGUUACAAUCACAGGCGUCAUCUUUCUAUGAUGAAGGGAUACAAAAACUAGUACCUCGAUAUGAUAAGUGUUUAAAUAAUGGUGGUAACUAUGUUGAAAAAUAG
Messenger RNA from Sipha flava (yellow sugarcane aphid), 378 nucleotides. RefSeq names its product protein GVQW3-like. Bases 1 to 378 code for a protein of 125 amino acids. Gene Ontology annotation, molecular function: nucleic acid binding. Lineage: Eukaryota; Metazoa; Arthropoda; Insecta; Hemiptera; Aphididae. The transcript has 2 exons. The record is from RefSeq and is a predicted model, not a curated record.